This is a messenger RNA of Sorex fumeus (smoky shrew), 1249 nucleotides long. RefSeq names its product 2,4-dienoyl-CoA reductase 2 (gene DECR2). Bases 122 to 994 code for a protein of 290 amino acids. NCBI's taxonomy places the organism in Eukaryota, Metazoa, Chordata, Mammalia, Eulipotyphla, Soricidae. The transcript is spliced from 9 exons. Gene Ontology annotation, molecular function: 2,4-dienoyl-CoA reductase (NADPH) activity. Gene Ontology annotation, biological process: fatty acid catabolic process. The record is from RefSeq and is a predicted model, not a curated record.
CGGGGCGGGACGUCCGGUCUCUGGUGGGUGCAGGAGGCGAGAGCGCGUCCCGGAGCUCAGGCUGCUGCGAGCGGCGCUCCAGUCCCCGCUGCCCUCUGCACCCCGGCCCGCAACGCUCGCCAUGGCCCAGCUGCCCCCUGACGUCGACGAGGACGACUGUCUGCCUGAGUACCGCCACCUCUUCAGCCCCGAGCUGCUCCGGGACAAAGUGGCCUUCAUCACAGGCGGGGGCUCCGGCAUCGGCUUCCGUAUAGCUGAGAUUUUCAUGCGGCACGGCUGCCACACAGUCAUCGUCAGCAGAAGCCUUCCGAGAGUGACAGCGGCUGCCCAGAAGCUGACUGCUGCCACAGGCCAGCGGUGCCUCCCUUUAUCUCUGGAUGUGCGAAGCCCCCCGGCCAUCAUAGCCGCAGUGGACCAGGCCCUGAAGGAAUUUGGGAAAAUCGACAUUCUGGUUAACUCUGCGGCUGGGAACUUCCUCUGUCCUGCCAGUGCCUUGUCCUUCAAUGCCUUCAAGACUGUGCUGGACAUCGACACUUUGGGCACCUUCAAUGUGUCUCGCGUGCUCUAUGAGAAGUUCUUGCGGGACCAUGGAGGGGUGAUUGUGAACAUCACUGCAACCCUCGGCGCCCGGGGUCAGGUGCUGCAGACACACGCGGGCUCUGCCAAGGCGGCUGUGGAUGCAAUGACCCGGCACUUGGCGGUGGAAUGGGGGCCCCAGAACAUCCGCGUCAACAGCCUGGCCCCUGGCCCCAUCAGUGGUACAGAGGGAUUCCGGCGGCUGGGUGGCCCGGGGGCCAGCGCAGCUAUGAGGGCUCAGGCCAGCCCCCUGCAGAGGCUGGGGAACAAGACGGAGGUGGCCCACUGCGCCCUCUUCCUGGCCAGCCCACUGGCUUCCUAUGUGACGGGGACUGUGCUGGUGGUGGAUGGUGGCUCCUGGCUGACGUUCCCGAACGACAUCGGCCGCCUCGCCCACGUGUCCUCCGCUAAGCUCUAGGUGCAGAGCAGCAGGUGGACGCUCACAGGGGGCAGCAGCUACCGCCUGCCCACGGAGUCUGGCCACAGCCUGCUGCCCCUGAACCUCUCACCCCACCCCGCCCACCUGCCCAUACCAGCUUAUCUUCUGGGCUCACUGGGUUCAACACAUGAUUUACACGUGGAAGAUUUUCGAUUUCUCAUCCCCUGAGCACAGAGCUGGGAGUUGCCCCUGAACACUGCUGAUUGUGGUCCAAUAAAAAUAACAAAUGCAGAA